Aspergillus oryzae RIB40 is the source of this 435-nucleotide messenger RNA. RefSeq lists its product as uncharacterized. The record is from RefSeq and is a predicted model, not a curated record. The transcript has a single exon. Lineage: Eukaryota; Fungi; Ascomycota; Eurotiomycetes; Eurotiales; Aspergillaceae. The coding region runs from base 1 to 435 and encodes 144 amino acids.
AUGGCCGCUGCGAUUGUCAAGACCAUCAACCUCUCCUCACUGACCGAACGAGCCGAUUUGACGUGGGACACGGUUGACCUUUCAAUAUGGACCUCCAUCGAACAAUAUCUGAUUAUUCUCGCCGCAUGCAUCCCCACCAUGACACCCUUAGUCAACAUCCUGCUCCACAAACGCCCUUCUAAACGCAAUACUGCCCGCGCCCGGACUCACCCCGGUAACCCGUAUGGGCGCGGCCAAGGGUAUGCACAGUUUGGUGGUCGCAGUCUGGACUACGCCCUAGGGACUUAUGGGGAUGCUUGGGCUACUGCGCGAAGAGACAAGGGUGAUGGUGAUAGUGAGGACCCUAUCAUGAACGAGGAGACGAGCCAGGGGAUAAUGAAGACGACGGAGAUUCAUAUUCAGUCUGAUGUGGAUGUCGAUCAGCGGGGAUCCUAG